AUGCAAGAUACUUGUUGCAGAAGCGAAGACGACGUCAUAGAGACAUUAAAAUUAUCGAAGCUCAAUCAGAGUGAUUUGGCAAGACCUUCACAAACACUUUAUUUUGCAAAUGACUCUUCGGAUCAAUCAUUUACUUUGAUACAAUUAAAUAAGGAUAUUCUUGAACAUAUUACAAAGGGUGAAACACUUGUCAUUCGUGGAGGUGAGGAUGAUUCUGCCACAUUGUGUACUAGUGAUUGUACUUAUGAUUUAAAAAAGGCAAGAACCUCGAAUACUUUGCUCACAUUAUCUAAGUGCACUGUAUCCGCGAAAAAGAAAUCAUCUGUUGCUUCUGACAGCAGUACAAGUGAAGAAGAACAGGAGAAUAUUGAUGACAAGCCAUUUCUACUUUAUCGAAAUAUAAUAGGCUGGUCACAUGAUUACUUAGAACUGAAACGCAUUCAUCCACAGCUGUUCAAGAUCAAGCAACUUCUGGGUGAAACUCUAUUCCAAGGUCCAGAAAAGGAAGAAGAGAAUGUUGAUAAAAUGAAGUAUACUUUAACUGAUCUACUGAACAUUGUUCAAGCAAGUGAAGGGGAGCUUACAAGUGCCUUGUUCAAUAUGGGAUGUAUUUGUAUUGAUGGAUAUUGGAGGUUAUUAGAUUUUGGAUAUAUUGUUGACUGUCUUGGUGCAAUUUGCAAUGUCAUCGAUUCAGAAUCGUGGGAUAUUUUCAAAGUUCCUUUUUCACAGCUUUGCGAAAAAAUCAAUGACUCUGGUGAACUAGUACCGGGGUACAUAGUUCAUCAUUUAAUGGCAUUCUACGGAACAAUGAUUUUUAUGCAUGAUAAUAGUGAAAAGUAUUUUAAAUUAAAGGAAGAGAAAGUUUGUCGAUUUUUUGCAGAAAUGCUUUUACGAGAUGUCGGAAAAUUCAACCUAACUGAAUUCUUGGAGGACUUGCUAUAA
Messenger RNA from Styela clava, 942 nucleotides. NCBI's taxonomy places the organism in Eukaryota, Metazoa, Chordata, Ascidiacea, Stolidobranchia, Styelidae. The record is from RefSeq and is a predicted model, not a curated record.